AUGAGAAACGUUAUAUCGUCUGGAAUUUUAUUAACGGUCGAAAUAAUAAUACUUCAAUUGAAAAUAUUAACGGAUAUUAUAUUGACCGUAUUGAGAUUGUUUAUACCGAGAGGAGAAAAAUCAGUGGCAGGAGAAAAAGUACUCAUAACUGGAACGGGUCACGGUAUUGGUAAGGAAUUAGCAAAACAAUAUGGAGCUUUGGGUGCGGAAAUAAUAUGCGUCGAUGUUAAUCCAAAUGGUAAUAAAGAAACGUUAGAUGAACUUAAAAAUCUCGGAAUAAAAGCAUCGGCAUACGAAUGUGACGUAUCGAAAAAAGAAAAUGUUGAUGAAUUGUUUAAAAAAGUCAAAUCUGAAAUUGGUGACGUAACGAUAUUGCUCAUCAAAGCAUUUUUACCUGGAAUGAUAGAAAAAAAUCAUGGACAUGUUGUUGGUCUUUCUUCUAUUGCUGGUUUGAUAGGUACACAAAAUUUAACUGCUUAUUGUAGUAGUAAAUUUGCAGUAAGAGGUUUGAUGGAAGCAUUCUGUGAAGAACUUCGAAUCCAAGGAAGUAAUGUUAAGUUUACGACAAUAUAUCCUUACAUGACAGACACUGGGUUAUGCAAGAAGGUUAAAAUCAGAUUUCCAAAUAUUUUUAACAUGAACGAUCCAAAAUAUGUAGCCGCUGAAAUAAUAAAAACUCAAAGAAAAGGUUAUAGAGAAGCGACUGUGCCGACAUUUAUGAAAAUUUUACAUGAUUUGGGAAGAACUCUACCAGAAAAUUCAAAAAUAAAUUUAAUCGAUUUUCUAGAUUCUGGAGUUUUAGUCGAAUAA
Molecule: messenger RNA, 810 nt
Organism: Pediculus humanus corporis (human body louse)
Lineage: Eukaryota; Metazoa; Arthropoda; Insecta; Psocodea; Pediculidae
Product: gluconate 5-dehydrogenase, putative
Exons: 6
Coding region: 1-810 (269 amino acids)
Cellular component (GO): lipid droplet
Molecular function (GO): oxidoreductase activity, acting on the CH-OH group of donors, NAD or NADP as acceptor
Source: RefSeq, a predicted model, not a curated record